AUGAUGCAGGGCGGUAGAGGGCAGCGGGCUGGCCCUCUUCGGAGCCGUCUGGAGGUAGAGCAUGUUGGGGUCAGCUGUGGGGCAAGCGGCGCAGCCCCCCGAGAUGGCACCGUAAGCCAUAGCAUCAGGAACAUCAGAAGAGUCAGAAGAAGUAUCAGUUUGGACGGAAUAAGAAACCGUCCCGCUGAACCUCAGACAACACAUGGAAGAACACGUUGGACGGAGGAAGAGAAUAUCCUCAUUAUACGAGUUCAUUUUAUUGCUGAGGAACUACGCCAACAAAAUACGGAACAAAGAACGUAUCGACAAAUCCUGACCACCACUUGGAAUGAGAUCAAUCCGAGUAGGCUCUCAUAUCCGAAUCUGCUGGCAAAUAGGGUUAGAUGGAUAUUGGAAAAUGAAAAAUUCUCAAGCGUCGAACUCGAAUCCAUCAGAAAAAGCGUGAGACCAUACGCCCCAGUCCCAACUAAUGGCGCUACCAUCACUGAGGAAGCGAACCCCGAACAACAGGUUCAAGCGACACUUGAGUACAGGAAAACAGAGAAAGUUCUCAGAAGGUUCAUACAGAUGUAUGCCAAGAUCAAUCCUCACGAGAGGCCAAGAAUACCAAGACUCAAAGGAUCACUGAAGAUAUUGAAAAGUGUUAGAAGGACAAAUGAAAUAAUGAAAAAAAUCAUGCCAGACAAUCUCAACAUCGAGCAAGUCACUGAUUAUGUUUAUGCCGGGGCUGUAACUGUGUGCGAAGAAAGUAACGUGAGGCUAAUUGUUACCAAAAGCCGAAUACGAGAGAACAGAGCACCACCAUGGAAGAUCCGCCUGGAAAAAAAAAUAGAGAGUAUACGAUCAAAAAUAGGAGUGCUACAUACUUACCUGAACUCCAACUCGCCAUCCAGAAAAACAACUAAAAAGAUCUCAUGCAUAGCAUCAGAACACAAUGUAAGAGGUAGGGAUGGACCCUUCAAGCAAAAACUUAUGGUAAUAUAUGACACCCUGAAACAAAAAGCACAAGCAUUAGGGAAUAGGGUGAAACGAUAUAAUGAAAGGGUAAAAAGGUACAAGAAUAACCAGUUGUACUAUAAAAACCAAAAACUAUUCUACCGACAACUAGAGGAAACAACUACAGCUGAAGAGGAUUUCCCAAAACCCGAUGAAAUGCGCACAACAUGGGAAGAAAUCUGGAGCGACAAGGGAGAGCAUGAUGAUGGGGCGUCUUGGAUACGGGAAGCAGAGGAGGAAUCAAAAAAUUAUGUCAUGGAUCAGGUUACCAUCACUGAGGAUGAUGUUAGAGCAACAUUAAAAAAAACAUGCAACUGGUCUGCGCCGGGACCCGAUGGGCUCCAUAAUUACUGGUGGAAGCACUUCAGCUCCACACACAAAAUGAUAGCAAAGUUAUUUCAGCAGGCCUUGGUGAAUCCAUCUCAAUUACCGAACACCCUAACACUUGGCAUAACUCACAUGAUUCCGAAGGGGCCGAAAAACAAUAAUCCCAAAGAUUAUAGGCCAAUUACCUGCUUACCUGUCGUAUAUAAAAUCCUGACAGGAGUGAUAACCCAAAAAAUCUGGAAACAUGUUGGAAAAAACAAAAUUCUAGCACGUGAACAAAAUGGAUGCCUAAAAGAUGCAAAGGGUAGCAAGGAGUUGCUUAUUGUUGAUUCGCUCAUCACCAAACAAGCGAAAAAGAAACAACGUAAUAUAUCGAUGGCAUGGAUUGAUUAUAGAAAAGCCUUCGAUUCCAUACCACAUUCAUGGCUGCUAAAAACUUUAAGAUUAUAUGGAGUAUCGGAGGCGAUAAUCAAUCUCCUCAAAUAUCUUAUGCUGACAUGGAGAACAAGACUACACCUGAAUACGAAUACAGGUGAAUAUACAACUGCUGAAAUCAAGAUCAGAAGAGGGCUUUUUCAAGGAGACAAAUUAAGCACACUCUGGUUCUGCCUCGCAAUAAACUUCUUGAGCAAAUUACUUAAUAACACCAAGUACGGCUACAUCCUCAAAAAAACAAACAACACAAAAAUCAAUCAUCAGCUCUACAUCGAUGACCUCAAAUUGUACGCAGCAAAUGAAGAUCAACUUCGAAGACAGCUUAGAAUCGUGACAUCCUUCACAGAAACUGUGAAGAUGGAGAUGGGCUUGGAUAAGUGUGCGGUGCUGCAUGUAAAGAGAGGAAAACUAGUGGAGGGAGAAGCCAUGCUUAUACAGCAGGGCUUACAAAUACAGAGGAUGGGACCAGAGGAAACUUACAAAUACCUGGGAAUCCAACAAGGGCUUGAAAUUAAAACAGCUGCAGCAAGAAAUGCCUUUAAAACCAAGGUCAUUGAAAGGGUAAAAAAAGUAUUGCAAAGCAAACUUAAUGCAAAAUCAACGUUCACAGCAAUUAAGGCUUGGGCGAUGCCCUGUCUUGCUUAUUCCUGCGGCGUCAUCAAAUGGUCAACUACGGAACUAAGAGCUCUAGACACACAAAUUAGGGUACUCCUCACCAGGUAUGGAAUGCACCACCCUCAUGCAUCAGUCACAAGAUUAUACAUUCCAAGAAAUGAAGGAGGAAGAGGCCUACAGAAAAUUGAGCACAUGCAUCACACUGUAGUCAAACAAAUGAGAGAGUAUUUUCAAUCAAAAAACUCACCUUUCUAUCAAGCUAUAGCCGAAGAAGACCACAACAUAACAGCCCUGAACCUGGCAUCGAGAAUAGACCCAGUAGAAACCUCAAACAUCGAGGAAAUCACUCGGGAAUGGCAUGGUAAAGCCCUUCAUGGAAGAUAUCCCACUGCCCUGAAAUGGAAUAAGAUCAACAAAGAAAAGUCUGUUUCUUACCUGAAAGCCGGUUAUCUUUUUCCAGAGACGGAAGGCAGACUUGCAGCCAUCCAAGACCAGGUAAUACCUACGAGAGCCUACCUGAAAAAUAUAGUGAAAAAGAACUUGCCAACAGACAGAUGUCGCAGAUGCUCACAAUCCGUAGAAACGAUCCAGCAUGUCACUUCCUCUUGUGCAACUCUCGCUCCCAAAGAAUACACGGAUCGUCACAAUGCCAUGGCAAAAGUUUACCACCAGGCAAUUGCCAUAAAACAUGGAUUAUUAAAAUAUCAUAAAAAAAUUCAUGAAUACUCACCACAAACUCUGCUAGAGAAUGAAAACCUGAAGCUCUACUGGGAUCAUCCACUAAUUACUGAUCGAUCAGUCUUACACAACCGCCCAGACAUUGUCAUCUUUGACAAGAAAGAAAAGACGGCAACAAUCAUUGACAUCACGGUUCCAGCGGAUGACAACGCUGAGAAAGCUUACACUGAGAAAAUAGUCAAAUAUCAUGACCUGGCUUUUGAACUGAAAGAGAUUCACCAACUUACCUGUACUUCGAUCCUUCCGCUCGUCAUCACAACCAAUGGACUUGUUGAAAUGCACCUGACCCAACACACUACGCAGCUCGGACUUGAUGAAAGCCUAAUCGAUGUGGCACAAAGGGAAGUCAUUCUCUGGACUACAAGAAUAGUCAGAAGAUUCCUCACCAGCAGCUGA
Messenger RNA from Coccinella septempunctata (seven-spotted ladybird), 3507 nucleotides. RefSeq lists its product as uncharacterized. The record is from RefSeq and is a predicted model, not a curated record. The transcript has a single exon. The coding region runs from base 1 to 3507 and encodes 1168 amino acids. Lineage: Eukaryota; Metazoa; Arthropoda; Insecta; Coleoptera; Coccinellidae.